This is a messenger RNA of Sebastes umbrosus (honeycomb rockfish), 1739 nucleotides long. RefSeq names its product GTPase IMAP family member 9-like. Lineage: Eukaryota; Metazoa; Chordata; Actinopteri; Perciformes; Sebastidae. The transcript has 2 exons. The record is from RefSeq and is a predicted model, not a curated record. Gene Ontology annotation, molecular function: GTP binding. Bases 152 to 1018 code for a protein of 288 amino acids.
GAGAGAGAAAGGGAGGGAGGACUAACUAGCACACAGCAGUACAGACCUACUGUGAUCUGGAAGAAAAGGUUCAGAAACGCAGACAGACAGAUUUUGCGGUUCAAAGUCAGGUUUGAUUUGUGUUUCCUGGUAUUUCUUUCUCCACAACAAGAUGGGUUUAAUCUCAAUUGUAGACUGCAGCUCUCCUGUUGUCAGCGACCUGAGGAUCGUCCUGCUGGGGAAGACUGGAUCAGGAAAGAGUGCAACAGGGAACACCAUCCUGGGACGACAAGCUUUUACUUCAGAGAUUUCUCCGUCUUCUGUGACAGACACAUGUAAAAAAGACACUAGCCACUUUAAUGAAAGAACUGUGAGUGUGGUCGACACCCCUGGGGUCUUUGACACAUUGAUAAAUGAGAGCCAGUUGAAAUGUGAACUUGAGAAAUGUAUCAUGCUGUCUGACCCAGGACCCCACAUAUUCCUGCUAGUAAUCAGUCUGGGUGUACGCUUCACUGAAGAGGAGAAGAACGCCGUCAAGUGGAUCAAGGACAACUUUGGUGAAGCAGUCUUCAAUUAUACACUGGUGCUGUUCACGAGGGGAGAUGAGCUCAAGGGGAAGUCCAUUGAGGAGUUUUUAAACCAAAGUCCUGAACUCAAGGAGCUCACCAGUGGCUGUAAAGCUGGGUACGUUGUGUUUGACAACACAUGCAUGGAAAACCGCACUCAGGUGGCUGAUCUGUUUGAAAAGAUAGACAAGAUAGUGCAGUUAAAUGGUAACCAUUAUACCACAAGCAUGUACAAAGAGGCCCAGAGAAAGAAGAAUUCAAAGGAAUGGUGGAGCAGGUGGGGAGGCUACAUGAACACUGCAGGUAAUCAGUUGUUGAUGCUAGCAACAGCCACAACUGUCCCUGUAGCUGGUGCUGCUAUAAUGGCAGAGGAAGUGGCAGUAGCUGCAUCCAUAAGACCGUUGUUAAUGUUCACAGGUGCAGGGAUUUCUAAAGGCAUCGGGAGGUGGAUGAAACCUAAACCGGAGAGCUGAGUCAUGUCAAGCCAUGACCCUUUAAAGGGGACAUAUCAGGUUCAUACUUGUAUUUGGGGUUUUUACUAGAACAUGUUUAAAAGUUUUAAUGUUCAUAAAACACAUUAUUCUUCUCAUAUACUGUCUGUCUGAAUUUACCUGUAUUCACCCUCUGUCUCUUUAAGACCCCCUCCUGAAAAAGCCCAGUCUGCUCUGAUUGGCUUGCUAAAAAUACAUGGUGCACCUUUACAAAGGUAGUUCUCAAGCUGUGGGCGUAUAUUCUAAUGAGCCUAUAAGUGACACAGUAAGAGGAACCAAAUGUGAAUGGCUUGUUGAAUCACAUGUUUUCUGAUCUAGACAGCCCACAAAAACUGAUUGGGUUGUCUUAUUUCACAGUUUGUGGGUUGGUAGGAACUCCACAUACCCAAAUGUAUGAGCACAAGCACUGAAAAAAGUGAGUUUUUCAUGAUAUUUCUCCUUUAAGCAAGCUUGUGAAGUCAUUCCAUUGAUUGAGUGCAAAUUUAUAUUUGACUUAUUUUUUUGCCAAAACUUUAUUGCAUUUCUUCAUUUCAUUAAUGAACAUUCAUACAUAUUAAUCACAGAUUGUCUGCUUUGAACGAUAAAUUAACCUUUUUAUGACAAAUACUUUAAAUGCCGAUGUUGUACACUCUUAUCCUGGAUAUCAUUUUGUGUGAAGGACACUAUUGUUAUUUUUGUCUGUUUGAUUUGGAAGAAUAAAAUA